Microtus oregoni (creeping vole) is the source of this 3684-nucleotide messenger RNA. It is a transcript of the gene Prkcd, whose product is annotated as protein kinase C delta. Lineage: Eukaryota; Metazoa; Chordata; Mammalia; Rodentia; Cricetidae. The record is from RefSeq and is a predicted model, not a curated record. Bases 352 to 2382 code for a protein of 676 amino acids. The transcript is spliced from 18 exons. Gene Ontology annotation, biological process: protein phosphorylation. Gene Ontology annotation, molecular function: ATP binding; diacylglycerol-dependent serine/threonine kinase activity.
CCCCCGGUUCUCGUGGGCGGAGUUUCGAAGGGGCGGGCGCCCGUGGGGCGGGUCCUGAGUGUGGGCGGGGUCGGGGCCGGCACCUGGGUGAGGUCGCGCAGCCCCGCCCCCUCGCACUUCCGUGUGCCGCGGCGCCAGAGCAGGAGGCGGCGGCCGCGGGAUCCCGCGAGCGGCCCCCGGACUUCUACCCUCGGUGCCGGGACCCUGCCGGUCCCCACUGGCCGCCGGGCCAAUUCUCACCAGGCUGGUGCUGACCUCCCCGUCCACGCGCAUCGGGGAAAGCCGCGCCGCGAGACAGACCCCGGUCCUCCGGGACCCCUGGCGCCUGGCCCUGCGUCGGGAGGCUUCACCAUGGCGCCAUUCCUGCGCAUCUCCUUCAACUCGUAUGAGCUGGGCUCGCUGCAGACAGAGGAUGAGGCAAGCCAGCCUUUCUGUGCUGUGAAGAUGAAGGAGGCACUCAGCACAGAGCGAGGGAAGACCUUGGUACAGAAGAAGCCCACCAUGUAUCCUGAGUGGAAGUCAACAUUCGAUGCCCACAUCUACGAGGGCCGUGUCAUCCAGAUUGUGCUGAUGAGGGCAGCUGAAGACCCACUGUCUGAGGUGACCGUGGGCGUGUCAGUACUGGCUGAGCGCUGCAAGAAGAACAAUGGCAAGGCGGAGUUCUGGCUGGACCUGCAGCCUCAGGCCAAGGUGCUGAUGUCUGUGCAGUAUUUCCUGGAGGAUGGGGAUUGCAAACAGUCUAUGCGUAGUGAAGAGGAGGCCAAGUUCCCAACCAUGAACCGCCGUGGAGCCAUUAAACAGGCCAAAAUCCACUACAUUAAGAACCACGAAUUCAUUGCCACCUUCUUUGGGCAACCCACCUUCUGCUCUGUGUGUAAAGAAUUUGUCUGGGGCCUCAACAAGCAAGGCUACAAAUGCAGACAAUGCAACGCUGCCAUCCACAAGAAAUGCAUUGACAAGAUCAUCGGCCGCUGCACUGGCACUGCUGCCAAUAGCCGGGACACCAUCUUCCAGAAAGAACGCUUCAACAUUGACAUGCCACACCGGUUCAAGGUUUACAACUACAUGAGCCCCACCUUCUGUGACCACUGUGGCAGCUUGCUCUGGGGACUGGUGAAGCAGGGGUUAAAGUGUGAAGAUUGUGGCAUGAAUGUGCACCAUAAGUGCCGAGAGAAGGUGGCCAACUUGUGUGGCAUCAACCAGAAGCUCUUGGCUGAGGCCUUGAACCAAGUGAGCCAGAGAUCUUCACGGAAGCUGGAUUCAGGACCAUCAGAGACUGUUGGAAUAUACCAGGGAUUUGAGAAGAAGACAGGAGUCUCUGGAGAUGAUUCCCUAGACAACAAUGGGACCUAUGGCAAGAUCUGGGAGGGUAGCACCCGCUGCAACAUUGAUAACUUCACGUUCCACAAAGUGCUGGGCAAAGGCAGCUUUGGCAAGGUCCUGCUUGCAGAGCUAAAGGGCAAAGACCAAUACUUCGCCAUCAAAUGCCUGAAGAAGGAUGUGGUGUUGAUCGACGAUGAUGUGGAGUGCACCAUGGUGGAGAAGCGGGUGCUGGCGCUCGCCUGGGAGAAUCCCUUCCUCACCCACCUCAUCUGUACCUUCCAGACCAAGGACCACCUGUUCUUCGUGAUGGAGUUCCUCAAUGGGGGUGACCUGAUGUACCACAUUCAGGACAAAGGCCGCUUCGAACUCUACCGUGCUACGUUUUAUGCGGCCGAGAUCAUCUGUGGGCUACAGUUUCUACACAGCAAAGGCGUCAUUUACAGGGACCUCAAGCUGGACAAUGUGAUGCUGGACCGAGAUGGCCACAUCAAGAUAGCUGAUUUUGGGAUGUGCAAAGAGAAUAUAUUUGGGGAGAACCGGGCCAGCACCUUCUGUGGCACCCCUGACUACAUUGCCCCUGAAAUCCUGCAGGGCCUGAAGUACACAUUCUCUGUGGACUGGUGGUCCUUUGGGGUCCUUCUCUAUGAGAUGCUCAUUGGUCAGUCGCCCUUCCAUGGUGAUGAUGAGGAUGAACUCUUUGAGUCCAUCCGGGUGGACACACCACACUAUCCCCGCUGGAUCACCAAGGAAUCCAAGGACAUCAUGGAGAAGCUGUUCGAGAGGGAGCCAGUCAAGAGGCUGGGAGUGACAGGAAACAUCAGACUUCAUCCCUUUUUCAAGACUAUCAACUGGGUCCUGCUGGAGAAGAGGAAGGUGGAGCCACCCUUCAAGCCCAAAGUGAAAUCCCCCGCAGACUACAGCAACUUUGACCAAGAGUUCCUGAGUGAGAAACCCCGCCUUUCCUACAGUGAUAAGAACCUCAUUGACUCCAUGGACCAGGCAGCCUUCCGUGGCUUCUCCUUCGUAAACCCCAAGUUUGAGCAACUCCUGGACAAGUGAGCUCCCCGACCUGCUUUACACGCCAGUAGAGCAGGCCAGUCUGCCCUAGUUCCGCAUCCGCAUGCCCGUGGACAGCCACGGGUGACUGGGUGUUUGCUGCUGCUGCCUCCUCACCUCAGAGGGUUCGGCUCUUGUUGCCUGGGCUCCCAGUACUCCUUCUGUGAACUGUUUGUGAAUUUGCUUUCCCUUUGCCAUCCGAGGGAAACUGUAAAUCCUGUGUUUCAUUACUUGAAUGUAGUUAUUGAAAUAUAUAUUAUAUAUAUGCACAUAUAUAUAAUAAGCUGUAUAUAUUGCUUAGUAUAGAAAGCAUGUAGGGGACUGGUAAUGUGUUGACUUUUUUUAAAAAAAUAAAAAGCAUGUAUGUGUAUGUAUAUGAUUAUAUACAUACUUAUACAUAUAUAUGUAUGUGUAUAUAUAUGUGACCAAAGGAAAAAGCACAAGCUGUCUGAACCACAAGGUUCUUUUAUGUGUAUCUAAAUAAACAUUGAAUGGUACCAACCUGGCUGUGGGGACAUUUAUGUCCCAGGAAGCUGGUGGCAGGUGCUCCUGUCACUUUUAACUGCAGUCACAGACCCCUGAGUCUUCAUGCAAAUAUGUUUGUAUUUAGGGGUUUCCUUAUUCUCGAGGGCCGUGGGACUGCAGGAGCCCCAGAUGUCUCUGUGGGGUGAUGGUAGGAGGUGAGACUGGACAGAGAGGGUCAGCCCAGAAGUUGAGAGAAGCGGAAAGCCAGGUCUGAAAACUGGAGCCAAGGCUCUGAGUUGGGAGUCUCAGGGCUGGAAUACGUGCAUAGCGUGCAAUAGAACUCUGGCUUCCAGCUGGCGCUCGAUCACCGCUCAUGCACACACACUGUUAGUAGAGCACUUGCAAACAUGCAUGAAGCCUCAUCCGCAGCAGUGCAUAAACUCCACCUUUGGGAGGGGGAAGCAGGAAGAUCAGGACUUCGGGUUCAUUCUCAGCCACAUAGUGAGUUUCAAGGCCAGUCUGGGCUAUAAGAAACCCUGUCUCAAAAAUAAUAAUUUUAAAAAGAUUUAGAGGCUGCCCCCUGAUUAGGCAGGAAGACAAAGAAAGGAAAAAGCUUUUAAGUAUAUCUGGAUUCAAAUCCCAAAAUAGCUAUUCAUCAAAGAUCAUGACCCUUCAUUGUUUUAAGCCUCAAUUUCUUUAUCUGUGAAAUGGGAUCAGGUCUCUUUUUGAGACAGGGUCUCUCUGUGUAGUCCUGACUGUCCUCAAGCUCGCUAUGUAGACCAGGCUGGCCUCAAACUCAGAGAUCCACCUGCCUCUGCCUCCCGAGUGCUGCUAUUAAAG